AUGAAAAUAGUAGUAAUAACCACUAAGACGCACAGGAGCCAGUCUAGAGCCACUUUUUAUAAGAAUUUUGCAUCACUACUGACCACAUCUAUGAGUUGUGAUAAUUUCAGUCCCAUCUUAACAUUAAAGAGGGAUGCGAAGAGACUAUAUGAUGAUUUAUUAUCAAGCUACAAUCGACUGAUUCGUCCGGUUUUUAACAAUAGUGAUCGACUGACUGUUAAGAUGGGACUGAAAUUAUCGCAACUCAUAGAUGUGAAUCUCAAGAAUCAAAUCAUGACAACAAACGUAUGGGUGAAUCAGCACGACUCCGGAAAAGUAGAGUGGAAUCCGCCGGCAAUUUAUAAGAGUUCCUGUAAUAUAGAUAUAAACUAUUUCCCAUUUGAUCAGCAGGAACCCGAUAAAGAGUCUGUUGUCGACUAUGGCAUCGAUUUAUCGGAAUUCUAUAUUAACGUUGAAUGGGAUAUAAUGACAGUCCCGGCGAUGAAGAGAAUCAAGUAUUAUAGCUGUUGUCCCGAACCUUAUAUUGACGUUACAUUCAAUAGAAUCAAGUAUUAUAGCUGUUGUCCCGAACCUUAUAUUGACGUUACAUUCAAUGUAACGCUUCGGCGAAAGACAUUGUUUUAUACGGUAAAUCUCAUCAUUCCUUGUGUCGGCAUUUCCUGUCUAUCAGUUCUGGUGUUUUAUUUGCCAUCAGAUUCUGGCGAAAAGGUCACUUUAUCGGUCUCUAUAAUGCUUUCCCUCACUUUCUUCUUCCUUGUCUUAAUUGAAAUCAUUCCCUCGACUUCUUUAACAAUGCCUUUAUUAGGCAAAUACUUGGUCUUUACAAUGGUUUUGGUCACGUGUUCAGUAAUCGUAACGAUACUUGUAUUAAAUAUUCACUUCCGGUCUCCAUCGACGCACAGAAUGGCGCCGUGGGUUCGGAGGACUUUCAUAAGAAUCCUUCCGAAGUUGCUUUUGAUGAGACCUCCGCAAUACAAACUCGAAAACAUCGAUUCGGACACUAAGCCAACCAAUGGAAAGGCGGCCACAGAUAUGGCUAAU
Molecule: messenger RNA, 1041 nt
Organism: Medioppia subpectinata
Lineage: Eukaryota; Metazoa; Arthropoda; Arachnida; Sarcoptiformes; Oppiidae
Source: the annotation of a GenBank genome assembly